AUGACAUGCCUUUGGGUCCUCAGUGUGAUCCUUCUCCCCUGCUCCUUGUCCUAUCCCGAAAGCUGGAUGCCCUUUGUAAACCUGACCCACCGCAUCCUACGUGAUACCAACUCUUCCUUUUUUUCCAACUGCUGGGUCUGCUUGUCCACCCAAACCCAACGGUCUCUAGCGGUGCCAGCUCCUCUGUCCACUUGGGCAGACUCACCCAUGAAGCUUCACCUUACCUACUCAGCCAAGCCCUUUCCUGCUUCCUAUCCAAUCACUGACAUCGAGAGGCGCCUCCAGCUCUUUCAUCCCUUGAGGGCCUCCUAUUCCUUCCACAAUCCUGACCGACGGGCCAUUGCUUUCCUCCAGCUCGUCAGCUCAACAGGCAUAUUUCCAAUCAUCACCCGACUCACCUCUGUGAUAUAUCCCGGCAAGGAGCGCUUCUUCGAAUCUGCCCAACGCCCUUUAUGGGGACCGCUCUUUACAGAGACCCUCCUCAUGUCACAGGCUCCUCUCUGCAUAUCACGCUUCUUCAAGGUCUCAGCUUACGCCACGUUCGUAGGCACCCUCUCUGCCUCUCUCUGCAACUACACCCUUCACCUAGCACCUUCUACUAGUCAUGAAAACCUAGAUCUGUCCACCACCCAUCCUUUCAAACAGGCAAUGAAAAGACCAGAUGCCAAAUGGAAGAAUCCGCUCCGCUUUUCCGGACCCCCCUCCCUCGUCUCCUCGGAAGCCUCUUAUUCUCCCUGUCCAACAGACAUCAAACACUGCCAUACCUCCCCAGCCACUCCCUGGAUGCGCUGUCCUCUCGUUCCCUUUGGCGCUUGCUAUAGUCUUACGCUAUUUGAAUCAGACAACUUAACCCACCCCAUUACUAUGUCAGUGGACCCUACCAACUUCAAGAUCAAACUCCAGGGUCACAGAGACCCCUAUCCACUCUUCCACUACCAGCCCCUCACAGGAGCUGCCCUGUCUGGACAAUAUUCUGUCUGGGAAAAUGAGGUCACUGUUCAAGAAAACUGGGAUGUCACCUCAAACAUAUUCUCACAACUCCUGACCUUCUCAUACUCUUUCUGUCUCAACUCUUCAGGAGUUUUCUUCCUCUGUGGAACAUCAACGUAUGUCUGUCUCCCGGCCAAUUGGUCUGGGGUCUGUACCCUUGUCUUCCAGUACCCGGAUAUUGAACUCCUCCCCGAUAACCAAACGGUGUCUGUCCCUCUCUUUGCUUCGGUUCUAUCCUCAGCCUCAGCUUCUCGCCCCAAAAGGUCUCCUCACCUCUUCCCCUUCCUUGCAGGCCUGGGCAUCUCUGCUGCCCUUGGUACUGGUAUAGCUGGCUUGGCCUCCUCAACUUUUUAUUUCCAACGGCUUUCUAAGGUUCUUUCAGAUACCCUGGAUGAAAUAGCUGCCUCUAUCACUACUCUCCAGAACCAAAUAGACUCGCUCGCCGGCGUCGUUCUUCAGAACCGCAGAGCUCUGGACCUCAUCACUGCUGAGAAAGGGGGCACCUGUCUCUUCCUCCAGGAAGAGUGCUGCUUCUAUGUAAACCAGUCUGGAGUAGUCCGGGAUGCCGCAAGGAAACUCCGAGAACGAGCAUCGAAACUUGGCGAACAUUCUGACUCUUGGGGACAGUGGCCUGACCCGGGACACUGGCUACCAUGGCUGGCUCCCUUCCUGGGACCUCUUCUCUUCAUUUUCUUCCUACUGACGUUUGGGUCUUGUCUUCUUAACUGCCUGACCCGCUGUGUGUCCCAGAGACUUGGCUCCUUUGUCCAGGACACCACCCAAAGGCAUGUGGACAGCAUCCUCCGAAAUUUCCAAUAUAAAAGACUGCCUCAGGACUCCCCAGAUGAAGAUCCCACUCCUGCGUAA
Onychomys torridus (southern grasshopper mouse) is the source of this 1857-nucleotide messenger RNA. Its product is annotated as syncytin-B. The record is from RefSeq and is a predicted model, not a curated record. Gene Ontology annotation, biological process: syncytium formation by cell-cell fusion. Bases 1 to 1857 code for a protein of 618 amino acids. The transcript has a single exon. NCBI's taxonomy places the organism in Eukaryota, Metazoa, Chordata, Mammalia, Rodentia, Cricetidae.